Messenger RNA from Actinia tenebrosa (Australian red waratah sea anemone), 2684 nucleotides. Its product is annotated as sorting nexin-4. Gene Ontology annotation, molecular function: phosphatidylinositol-3-phosphate binding. Gene Ontology annotation, cellular component: SNARE complex; early endosome membrane; plasma membrane. Gene Ontology annotation, biological process: positive regulation of autophagosome assembly; protein transport. The record is from RefSeq and is a predicted model, not a curated record. NCBI's taxonomy places the organism in Eukaryota, Metazoa, Cnidaria, Anthozoa, Actiniaria, Actiniidae.
CCAAGAUGGCCGACCUGGGUGAAGGCGAAGGCGGAGAAGGACUGCACUAUUUUCCGGAAGGCAGUCUCCUAAACACAAUGAUCAUCUCCAUCACAGACUCCGAAAAGAGAACUAGCGAUUAUAUAAAAGAUCCUUAUACCGUUUAUUUGAUCGAGACCAAAUAUAUCGAUGGAGGGCCACCAGCUGGGGAACUUGAUAUGUCAUGCAAUCUGUGGAGACGUUACAGCGAAUUUGAACUUCUACGGAACUACCUUGUUGCAACCUAUCCAGAAAUCAUCGUGCCUCCUUUGCCUGAGAAGAGAGCAGGUGUAAUCAAAGUUGCUACUGAUCGAUUUGAUCCAGAUUUCAUUGAGAAAAGAAGAAUAGGUCUAGAGAACUUCUUACUUCGAGCGGCAGCACAUCCCAAGCUGGCCCAAGAUGAAAUGUUUUUAGGAUUUUUAAAUCAGGAAGAAGGAUGGAAGGAAAGUAUUAAUGCAACACAAUUUCAAAGCAAGGUCGACUCUCGUUUAAAAAGUUUUAGUGCUGCCAUGAAUGUAAAGAAGCCAGACAGGCAAUUUGAGGAUAUGAAACAUUAUGCUGAAAUUCUGGGGUCCAAUAUAGCGGCACUUUUAAAAGUUCGACAGCGCAUGUCAGAGAAAAUAUUUUCAAUCCACAAACAACAUGCGGGUUAUGGAAAAAUGUUCAGUGAAUGGAGUAUUAUGGAGAACGAAAUGGGAGAUGGGUUACAAAAGGCCGGACACUAUAUGGAUGGUUUGUCCUCAUCUGUCGAUAAUGUUGUGGAAGACGACGAAACAAGCUUUGCAGAUCCGUUGAAAGAAUAUCUUUUCUAUGCAGACGUUAUAAGAACCGUAGCAAAGAAGCAGUGGCUUCGUCAAUAUGAUUUAGAGAAGGCAGAAGACGCUUUAGCUGCUAAAAGCAGUCAAAGAGAAACAUUAGAUUCUCAAAAGGAGCUUUGUAGAAGAAUCUUCUCAAGACUUUGAAAGAUUUAAGAGACAAGAAGUAAAAGACGUGAAAGCGAUUCUAUCAGCGCACGUCAGGACUCAGAUCAAAUUAUGUAAAUUGGGAUUAUCGACGUGGGAAAACAUGAGAGAAACAGCACACAAACUUUAGAUCCAUAUCAUUAUACUAUUUGAUCAAGUUUUGUAUUUAACAGAUACUUUUUCCUUAUUUCUGUGACAUGAGUUAAUGAAAAAUAUUUUUAAAUUUACAGCCAAACUAGCUCAUGCGUUCCUAUCAAGGUUCAAAAAUUCCAUUUAUUAUUCGAAAAUGUAUUUCAAUCCCGCUUCGAGGCUUGCAUUAAUAAAACUAAAGUUGCGCGGAAUUUGAAUUCUUGGCUCGGAUUAAAAGUUUAUUUAGUUCUUCACAGAUUCGUUCAAAGCUAAAAUUAUUUCUACAAUUGUAGCUACCAUUUUAAAGUUACUUUUUUGGUGUGAUGUUUUGUUCAAAAAAUCCUUUCACAGAUGAACAUUUUGAUGUUUCGAGGUAAAGACCGGGAUUGAAAAUUACAACGUUCUUUUUAUUUGUGCAAGCUUCAAAGCAAGAUGAAAAUCAAAAUUUUAAUAAUGAACUGAAUCUUUUAACCUUGAUAGGAACCAACGAGCAUGUUUGAAUGUGAAGGAAGAAAACAAGUUUACUUUUACACGGUGAUGGACGAGCGGAUCAAAAAAGUGCACGUUACAUUUACAUGGAACUGUGCUAUUCGUACGGCAAGCGUGUUUUUUUUGUAUAUGUGUGUGAGCUUGGCGCCAAUCUCGUACCCAGAGCCUGCGUUUCUUCUGGCCUGCGGUGAAGAACGAGGGCUCUGGCAUAAUCCAUUUUUUGGGACAAGGAUUUCUUGGACUUCCGGUAUAACAGCACACGCGUUUAAAGAGUUGCCAAAAAUUAAAAAUAUUUUCCCCCCCGAUUUUUAAUUCGUACUAUGAUUUUUACUUCGAUUUUGAGUUCGAUUUAAUUUUUACUUUGCUUAUUUUGAUCGGUUAUAUCUCACUUUCCGAAAAUUGCGCGUGCGCCAAAAUAUGGAUUAUGCCAGAGUCCUCGUUCUUCGCCGCAGGCCAGAAGAAACGCAGGCUCGAAGAAACGCAGGCUCUGGGUACGAGAUUGCUUGGCUGCCUUGUGGCUCAGCUGUUUUGCGCAUGAUCAGAUAGUAGAACCUCUGACGUUAUCAUAUUGAUCCGUUUUCGUGUAAACAGUACAUACGAUUUGUAAAGAUAAAAAGACUGCGGGCCGUACAUUUCCUUGUCAGAGGUAUGUACUGGUCGAUUUGUUAGACACUUAAAUUCACAGCAAGCCACAGAGGUUUGGAAAAGGGAUUUUUAAUGACUUUAUUGAAAUAAUUAUAACUGAUACAAGAGACUCAAAAUACGUCAGAUUGAAAAAAUUUUCAAGAUGAAAAAAUCAUGCAAAAUGUAUACUAAUGAACUACAAAAAACACACCCGCAAAUAGCGAUACAGGAAAAAAAAUUGAAUAACCAUAAUUAAAAGUUAUAAAUAACUGAUAUAAAUAAAGUACGAAUGUAUAUUUUUAGCAUGGCAUUCUCUUUCACAGUCAUUUUCUCCUUACAGAAAUACGCCUUUACUGCGUCUGUAAAGAUGGAUCAUUCGCUUAAUCAUAAUCUUGAUGCCUUAUACAAUUAAUACUAGAUGAAAAGCAGGAAAAAAUUAAUAAAGUUGAAUUCUUUGUGACA